AUGAGUUCCGAACCCCCACGAGUCGCGCUGAGCGUCAUCCUCCCGGUGUACAAUGCGAUGCCGUGGCUGACGGUCGCGCUCCGGGACAUGCUCAAGCAGCAGCUUCCUGGCGGUGCGAGCCUCGAGGUCCUCGCAGCCUUUGACGGCGGUGACGACGGCUCGCUCGGCUUCCUCCUCGCCCUCGCCAACGAGCUCGGCGCGCGCGCGACCGACGAGCUCUCCACCGCUGGCGGCGCCGCGCCCGCCUCGAACCCCGCGCUGCUGCAGCCGCUGCGAGCGCCCGAGACGGAGGACCACCCGUCGUUCGACGCGGCGCAGCCGGGAGUGGACCAGCGGCCGCUGAGCGCGGCUGAGGUCGCCGCCGCGAGCCGCCCCGAGCACCGGCUGCGCGUGCUGCGCUACCGCGACGGUGCCAACCGCGGGCAAGGCGCCGCCAUGUCGCUCGCGCUGGCGCAUGCCCGCGCGCCUCUCCUCGCGCAGAUGGAGUCGGACGACGAGCGGCGGCCGGCGGACGCGUUCGCGCGGAUGCUGGCCGCGCUGCAGGCCCAGCCUACGUGGGAUGCCGUCAGCUGCCAGGCAGAGCUGGUUGGGUGGCCGAGGCCGGGCAUGGAGCAGUACGUCGCGUGGCAAGGCCCCCGAGAUGCGGAUACAGACUGCUUGUAUGCCGACUAG
Messenger RNA from Emiliania huxleyi CCMP1516, 672 nucleotides. RefSeq lists its product as hypothetical. NCBI's taxonomy places the organism in Eukaryota, Haptophyta, Isochrysidales, Noelaerhabdaceae. The record is from RefSeq and is a predicted model, not a curated record. The transcript has a single exon. Bases 1 to 672 code for a protein of 223 amino acids.